UUUUCUGAAUUUUCUUUUUUGUUUUCUUUUCCAUCCCCACUAUGUCUUCCGAAACCAAGUUCGAUAGAGCUGCACUUGAGCAACUCGUUACUAAGCGUUUCUUUUACGCGCCUUCCUUCCAAAUCUACGGUGGUGUUGCCGGUCUCUACGAUUACGGACCAUCUGGUUGCGCUCUUUUGAACAACAUUAUUUCUCUAUGGCGCAACCAUUUCGUCUUGGAGGAAGAAAUGCUCGAAGUUGACACUUCCAUUAUGACCACUUACGACGUUUUGAAAACUUCCGGUCAUGUUGAUAAGUUUGCCGAUUUUAUGUGCAAGGAUUUGAAGAAUGGUGAAAUUUUCAGAGCUGAUCAUGUUAUCGAGGCUGUCCUUGAGGCUCGUCUUCAAGGUGAUAAGGAAGCCAGAGCUGCCAAGGCUGGUAAGAGCGCCGAUCAAGCCGCUGCCGAAGCCGCUGCUGAAGCCGAAGCCGCUGCCAAGACUGGCGACAAGAAGAAGAAGAAGAAGAAAGGAACUGUUGUUGCUGUUGAAUUGCCCGACGAUGUUCGUCAACAAUACGAAGAAUGUUUGGCUCAAAUUGAUAAUUACAGCGGUGAAGAAUUAGCUGCCAUUAUGAAGAAGUUCGAAAUCCGUUCACCUGAAUCUGGUAACGAGCUUUCCGAACCCAAGGAAUUCAACUUGAUGUUUGAAUCAUCCAUUGGUCCCACUGGCCAGCUCAAAGGUUUCUUACGUCCUGAAACUGCUCAAGGUCAAUUCCUCAACUUUAAGAAGCUUCUCGAAUUCAAUAAUGAUAAGAUGCCUUUCGCCUCUGCUCAAGUUGGCCGUUCUUUCCGUAACGAAAUUUCUCCUCGUUCCGGUCUCUUGCGUGUUCGUGAGUUUACCAUGGCAGAGAUUGAACAUUAUGUUGACCCCGAAAACAAGAACCAUCCCAAAUUUGACGAUGUUAAGGACGUUGUUUUGACUUUAUUACCAAAGGAUAUUCAAAUGGCUGGUAAGACAGACACCAUUGAAAUGUCCAUCGGUGAGGCUGUCGAAAAGAAGAUUGUCGAUAACCAAACUUUGGGAUACUUCCUUGCCCGUAUUUAUCAGUUCUUGAUCAAGAUCGGUAUUAAACCAGACCGUCUUCACUUCCGUCAACAUAUGGAUAACGAAAUGGCUCACUAUGCUUGUGAUUGCUGGGAUGCUGAAAUUUUGACCAGUUACGGAUGGAUAGAAUGUGUUGGUUGUGCUGAUCGUUCUGCUUACGAUUUAUCUGUUCACUCUAAGCGUACUGGUGAAAAGUUGGUUGUUCGCGAACAAUUACCUGAACCCCGUACUGUUGAACUUUGGCAAGUGGAAAUUAAUAAGAAGACCUUUGGGCCUAAGUUUAAGAAGGAUGCUAAGACUGUCGAAGAAGCUAUCAACUCUCUUUCCGAAGAUCAAUAUGCUGCAUUGGCCAAGCAAUUAGAAUCUGAUGGCGUUGGUUCUGUUCAAGCCAAUGGGCAAACUUUUGAAGUCAGUAAGGACGAUGUCACUGUUAAGCGUGGCACCGUUACAGAACAUGUUCGUGAAUAUAUCCCCAAUGUCAUUGAACCCUCCUUUGGUAUUGGUCGCAUUCUUUACUCCCUUUUGGAACAUGUGUGGUGGGUUCGUGACGAUGAUGAAGAUCGUAACGUUCUCUCAUUCCCUGCCGUCGUUGCUCCUUUCAAGUGCUGUCUAUUACCUUUAUCUGGUAAUGAAGCUUUUGAACCUUUUGUUCGCAAGUACUCUCGUGCUCUUCGUCAAGCUGGUGUUUCCACUCGUACUGAUGAUAGUAAAGCUUCCAUUGGUCGUAGAUAUGCUCGUAAUGACGAAUUAGGUAUUCCUUAUGCUAUCACCAUCGAUUUUGAUACAGUGAAGGAUGGUACUGUCACUCUCCGUGAACGUGACUCUACUAAACAAAUUCGUGAUACAUUUGAGAACAUUUUGAAGAUUCUCACCAAGGACGCUUAAACGUAAAUGUGUCCUAUAGUGACAUUUUAAUAUAUGUCUCUUUUUCUGUAUAGAAUAAAUUAUAAUAUUUCUUAAUGCCAUGUAAGACUACUUUUUCAAUACAAA
Messenger RNA from Mycotypha africana, 2072 nucleotides. Its product is annotated as glycyl-tRNA synthetase. The transcript is spliced from 5 exons. Lineage: Eukaryota; Fungi; Mucoromycota; Mucoromycetes; Mucorales; Mycotyphaceae. Gene Ontology annotation, cellular component: cytoplasm; mitochondrion. Gene Ontology annotation, biological process: mitochondrial glycyl-tRNA aminoacylation. Gene Ontology annotation, molecular function: glycine-tRNA ligase activity; ATP binding. The coding region runs from base 42 to 1967 and encodes 641 amino acids. The record is from RefSeq and is a predicted model, not a curated record.